Messenger RNA from Frankliniella occidentalis (western flower thrips), 2777 nucleotides. RefSeq lists its product as uncharacterized. The record is from RefSeq and is a predicted model, not a curated record. The transcript is spliced from 4 exons. The coding region runs from base 868 to 1443 and encodes 191 amino acids. Lineage: Eukaryota; Metazoa; Arthropoda; Insecta; Thysanoptera; Thripidae.
GAUUAGCUGAGAAAUCUAAUGUAUUUGCUGGAUUCGUGACAGGUGUUAGUAUUAUAGGUCAGCUAACUUUCUAGUUCUGGAGGGUAAGGUCAUACCCGUAGUGGCUGGCCGGUACUUAGGACGGCGAAAAUGUUAGCUUCUACAUCUAGUUUUACUAUCCAGCUAUCCAGCAAAUCUGUGUUUUACGUGGGGGAAAAGUGCGGAGGGGAGCAGGAGGGAGAGGCCAACGAGUUCGCAUGCACUCGCCUGUCGGUCGGGCCGACGUCCUCUCCCAUUGCAUAAGCGUGUCUGGAAAAGAUAACACGAUAAUAUCAUCGACCUUGUCAUUAAAAGAAGAACGUCGGAGUUCCGGCGCCGCUCGCCCUCACUUUCUAUAACCCGGGCCUCACGAGUCCACCCGGCACAAAACUUAACCGUCAAAAACUCAUCAAUGACCCUCAUUUGAAGUGAAGAAUGAGCUGAAUCUAGCUAACUAGCCGCCGUAGAUUUUGACGAUGAGCGUCAAAAUGAGUUCAUUUUGACAUUUGUUGCUAUCAAACUUUACAUCAAAUGUGUUGUAAAUUUACAACAAUUUUUCUUAACAGUGUGGAGGUCGCACGCGCUCUUCCAUCCCACGCGAGACACUAUCGGGACCGGCAGUUAACGAGGCGGCUGUCUAGACCGCAACUAGACCAACACCGGAAACACUGUUGCAAAACUUUUUGUGUCGCGUAUCACCGCGGUAUAUGAUCCCGCCACUGAUGUACUGUUUUCUGAUCUCUUUUGUUUACGUUCGCACGCGAGCAGGUCACCGCUUGGCCGAGGCACAUUGUCCCAUCCAGUUCCCUUUAGUACUUCUGAAACAGUGUUCAGCACUUCCCAAGGACCAUGGCAUUCACACUCCUCGUGGCUGUAGCUCUCAUGUUCCCGGCCGUCAUCCACGGCAAAGUUAUCAACUCUGUGAUAGGCCCUUACAUUGCUUACGGGGAGCGCUUCUACAUGUGUGAACCCGACAACCGGCCGCUUCCCUGGAGAUGGUUUUUGCGUGCGACUCACUUUAACCCUCUGAAACCAAAGGAGUUGCAGCGAGUGACCGGCAAUGUGACGGCUACAAGUGGAACUCUUGACGACAGCGGCUGGGUGAAAGUAAUUGUGGAUACUCGGUCAAACAACCAGUGGAAGGAAAACGCCUAUGUCUUCAAAUUUAACAACCGUGCAUGCCAAACUGUUAAAGUAAAUGCUCCUGGAAUUUACGAGCAGCUUUUGAAGAAGAGAGAAGUUAAAGGCGCGUGCAUGUUUAAAGCUGGAGUUUACGAGAUUAAUGAUGCCCCAGUGGACUGGAGUUUUCCGAAUGUUCCAAUCUUACCGUAUGCACAGUACAGAUUUAGACUCAUGAUUGGCAAUGCCGAAACCCUCAACGCAUGCUGGGUAGCAGAGGCGAGGGUUAUUCCGAAGCCACAGUAGCACUUUCAUAUUUGAUUCACUGUUAUUCAACGAAUGUGACGUCACAUUCGUUUCAAUGUGAAUCGUGUCACGUUCGUUUAAAUGUUGUGUCAUAUUCGUUUAAACGUGAAUUGGCUAAGUCUGACGCUAUUUGAGCAACAAUUCACAUAAUGUCACAUUCAAAUGAAUAUGACACAAUAUUCAAACGAAUGUGACACGUUUCACAUUGAAACGAAUGUGACGUCACAUUCCUUGAAUAACAGUAUGUGAAAUAUAAAAAACAAUGUAUCGUUUGCUUUAUUAUUGGAACUACCCUUACUAUAACGCAAGUGCCCUCACCGUGAUUUUUUUUUUGUCUCUGCACACAAUCGCACGGAGAAGAAUGUUUAGUUGUCACAACGCAUUUUGUUGUUGAUUUGGAGCGAGCGUGAAUAUCGUCACUGCGACGACAGCAAAUCGCCUAUCGUUGUCAAAACCAUUUGCUUAUUAGUCCUUACAACUAUAAAAUCUGUAGUUUCCGUAACACACGUUUUUGGCUUUACCAAGCACGGAGUUGUAAUUAAAACCUUCUUUAAAUUAAUUAAACGAGAGAAAGAAAUGGUUGAGAGAAAACAACUAGUACAUCUACUGAUGGAUCGAUACGGAUGAAAGGUAUCUGCUAAAAUAGGAAGAAUCCUAUUCAACAAGCUAACGAUCCCGGCACAGCUGACAGUUGAUAGCAGCGCUUACACUUCCCAUCCGAAUUAAAUAAAAAUAAUAUUUUAAAUGUAUCACCUAAUAGGAAUUAGAAAAAUUAUUGAUUUGUACCUACUUAGAAUCAAUAUAAGUCUGCCAUUCAAAAAAUAAUAAUUAAACGUAGUUUUUUGGAAAAAAAUUGAAUUCCUUUGUCUUUCUGUAGCAGCAAGUGUAACCACGCUGGCCAUGGUGACGAGCUCGCCGGGGGGGUGGUUCGCGACACGACCACCAGGCAGGCUGGUUUAUAUUCGCUCGCGUCGUGUCGUACGCGACGAGGAUCGUGAUGAUAUAGACAUGUGUGCGAAGCGACGGAAAUAUAUAAUAACGACUUUCUGGCGUGGCUCAGCGGCCCCGGGGACAGGGAUAGGGCCUCCGUGAGGUGGGCGGCGCGUACACCUGCCGCAACAUCUCGCACCCACCGGGCGGGCACCCACGCACAGUGCCGCGGGCUGUUUAGGUCCUUCCCUCCUACCCGUCCGUCCGUCCAUCGGUCCGUCCGUCCGUCCGUCCGUCCGUCCGUCCGUCCGUCCGUCUGUCUGUCUGUCUGUCUGUCUGUCUGUCUGUCUGUCUGUCUGUCUGUCUGUCCGUCCGUCUGUCUGUCUGUCUGUCUGUCUGUCUGU